This is a messenger RNA of Exaiptasia diaphana, 1759 nucleotides long. RefSeq lists its product as uncharacterized. Bases 1 to 1059 code for a protein of 352 amino acids. NCBI's taxonomy places the organism in Eukaryota, Metazoa, Cnidaria, Anthozoa, Actiniaria, Aiptasiidae. The record is from RefSeq and is a predicted model, not a curated record. The transcript has 5 exons. Gene Ontology annotation, molecular function: oligosaccharide binding; extracellular matrix structural constituent.
AUGGGAAUCCUACUGGCCAUGUGCCAAUGUGCUUAUUGCAUUCUUCGUCGAUYGACUUAUGGUGCUCGAYUGUUGAACAGCGUGAUAGAGAAMAUKUCUGUUCCAACAWUACCCGACUGUAUCUACAAAUGCAUUGAAAAGAAAACCCUSUGCCUGUCAAUCAACUAUCACCAUAACAACAGUGACGUCAAUCAAUGUUACCUUAACAACAGAACGAGACGAACGGCACCAGCGGAGGAUAUCAAAUCGGAUACUGGAUUCACGUAUUACGAAAAGGAACCCUGUAUUCCGAAUCCCUGUUUGUUUGGGGGUACGUGUUCUAAGGACAAUGAGACAAAAGAAUUCGAGUGUAUCUGCAGACCCAGGUACAAAGGGUYGCUUUGUGAAAUAGAGCCAUAUGGUUGGUCUUCGCGAAGGCCUGGGAAAUCUUGCAAGGACAUAAAGACAAGUGGUGACGGAGUAUAUGACGGGGAAUACUGGAUUGACCCAGAGGAUUCUGGGAGUGCUAUGCACGUUUACUGCGAUAUGAGCCACGAGGAAGGUGGAUGGCUGCUUGUCGCCAAUGUCGUUCUUCAAGAUCCAGCCAGUGUCCCACAGCCUGUUUUGCGCGAUUCCUAUCGUGAUAUUGCCAACUACAAUGAUAACAAAACAAUCCUUUCCCCCACUGCACUGAGACAAAUUCGUCAAGUUACCAAUUUUACUCAGCUCAGAUUUCAUUGUCGACUUGCAAGCGUAGGUCGUACUGUUCACGUGAUCACGGCAGCAAACUCCACAGGCUACGAUGUUAUCGACUACUUCAGUGCAGUUCACAAUAACCGACCUUUUGCUUGUAAUUCAUUCUACCGAGGUUCCGAUGAUGAUUCACUGCUUGCUGCUCAGUGCCAUCUAUGGUYAGAUGGAAAAUGGGGUUCAGGGACCAGAAUAAACAACUGGAGACUGAAUGACCAUACUUUUUAUGUACCAGGUCAGGUUCACUGGAUCACUAUGAGCUAUGUCACAUGUGAUUCAAGGAUAGCUGUCAAUAAUCCUGGUGAUUACUGGAAGAUUUACGUUCGAUAACUGAAAUACACCAAAAUGGAACAAUCGAUCAAUCAAUUUCUUCUUUGUUGUUCUGUGUGAACAACAUUUAAGUUUUCCUCUAAUCGAUUAAACAAGUACUAUCAAAUAUCAGCAUAUCAAAUUAGCACAAUAAUGUAAGAUACAAAGGCAUUAAAAACAUAAAAAUCCUAUUCGUUCCGAAUAUUUAAUAUUGAAAGAACCUUUUAGCUGUUUUAGUAUAUCAGAUUUUUCCUUGAAAGGGUAUCACUUGUAAAUGGAUCGCUCCAAGUCUGAAGUGGCUGACCACGUCUGGUGUUCUUUUCAUCAGAAAAGUAUUUUUUUUAAUGUAGCUAAUGUUUGGUAAGCACAUAUGUGCAAUCCAAUAGCCGACUUUAGAUAUUUUGGUUCAGUGACAAUGCACAAAAGAAUUUCAGACGAGGCUCCGGGGAAGUAAAAGAAUAAAUCAAGAUUAUCCAUUGUUUUCCCGGAGCCUCGAGUGCGUUCUUUUGCACAUAGUCAACGAACCAAAAUAUCUAAAGUUGACAAUUUAGUAAACAUGAGGUGUGUCCUUCAUAAGCUGACAAAAAAUAGUGAUCAAUAAAUCAACAUAACUGAAUGCAUAACAUUUACCAUUCGCUGGCUUAACUUUUAAUAUCUUUCUGAUCAAAUAACCAGAGUAAAUGUUGAAUUGACCUUUGAUGAAAAAAGCAAAGCCGAAUGG